Messenger RNA from Tinamus guttatus (white-throated tinamou), 1158 nucleotides. Lineage: Eukaryota; Metazoa; Chordata; Aves; Tinamiformes; Tinamidae. The record is from RefSeq and is a predicted model, not a curated record.
AUCCUUUGAAGACUGAUGUAUAUUUACUUAAGUGCUUUAAUUUUGUUAACAGUUUGGGUAAGGAUGGCUCAACUCCAGCAAGGAGGCCCAGAUGAAAAAGAAAAGACAACUGCAUUGAAAGAUCUGUUGUCUAGAAUAGACUUGGAUGAACUGAUGAAAAAAGAUGAGCCACCACUUGAAUUCCCUGAUACUCUGGAAGGAUUUGAGUAUGGUUUUAAUGAAAAAGGGCAGCUAAGACAUAUAAAAACUGGGGAGCCCUUUGUUUUUAAUUUUCGUGAAGAUUUGCAUAGAUGGAAUCAAAAGCGUUACGAAGCUCUUGGAGAGAUCAUAACUAAAUAUGUUUAUGGACUACUGGAAAAGGAAUGCCACUUGAAAAAAGUAACUCUCCCAGUAGAUGCGACUGAGACUGAACCAAAGAGUUUUAUCUUUAUGAGCGAGGAUGCAUUAACAAAUGCAGACAAACUCUUGGUCCUAAUUCAUGGUAGCGGUGUUGUCAGAGCAGGUCAGUGGGCUAGGAGGCUUAUCAUCAACGAAGAUCUGGACAGUGGCACACAGAUACCAUAUAUAAAGAAGGCUACUGAGGAGGGCUAUGGAGUAAUAGUACUGAAUCCCAAUGAGAACUAUAUUGAAGUGGAGAAGACAAAAGCCCAAGUACAGCUGUCUUCUGAUAGCUCAGAUGAACCUGCAGAAAAGAGAGAAAGAAAAGAUAAAAUCCAGAAGGAAACAAAGAAGCGACGUGACUUUUACGAAAAGUAUCGAAACCCCCAAAAAGAAAAAGAAACAGUGCAGAUGUACAUUAGAGAUAAUGGAUCUCCUGAAGAACAUGCAAUUUACGUGUGGGACCAUUUUAUUUCCCAGUCAGCAGCAGAGAACGUGUUUUUUGUUGCUCACAGUUAUGCUGGACUCACAUUCAUAGAGUUGAUGAUUCAACGAGAGGCAGAAGUAAAGAAUAAGGUAACUGCUGUAGCGUUGACAGACUCUGUUCACAAUGUGUGGCAUCAAGAAGCUGGCAAAACUAUUCGAGAAUGGAUGCGAGAGAACUGUUGUAACUGGGUAUCUAGCUCAGAACCACUAGAUACAUCAGUAGAGUCCAUGUUGCCAGACUGUCCCCGAGUCUCUGCAGUUUAUUUUGAGCCUUCUGUGGCUGAAUAUGCUUGA